UGCUCCUUUUAUUAUGAACCACUCCUUUGAUGGAUUCUCAAGCUCCCUACUCAAUCAUUGGAUCCUCCCAUAGUCCAGACAUACAAACUGCCAUUAAAUCCCAGAAUUCAGCAGUCUCUUGAAACAAGGAAAGAAGAACAAGGGAGAGACAGAAGGAGAACCAAGAACUUCCUGACCAGCACCCAAUUUUGUCUUCAUCUGUUUAUUGGAUAAAUUCAUUGAUUUCAUGUAACAGCUAAUUAAGUGUAUCUGCACGCACCUAACGAUUGAGCAUGUCAUCAAGAAGAGAAAGAGAUCCAGUUUCUGUCCGAAUCGACGACAAGCUUGGAAGAUUAUCUGAUUCAUCUUCCAAUGGUUGCCUCUUCAGAGUCCACAAUCGAUUGCACAAAGUCAAUCCCUACGAGCCAGCUAUCGUCGCCAUUGGACCGUAUCAUCGCGGCAAUAAUGAACUGCAAGAAAUGGAGAAGCAGAAGCUCAGGUACUUGAAACAGCUUCUCGGACGAACCAGCUGGAACACUGUGGAUAAAUAUGUGACGGAAAUCCUAGGGAUGGAAGCAAAGGCACGGGAAUUUUAUCAUCUUGAAACAAGCGGUUUUAACAGGGAUGAGUUGGUGGAAAUGUUGGUUCUUGAUGGUUGCUUCGUCAUCGAGCUAUUUCGGAAGUAUAAAAUCAACGGAUUGUCAAGAGAAAGUGACACAAUUUUCCAGUCGGAGCAACUUCGAUUUGCCCUAAGGCGAGACCUGAUUCUACUCGAGAACCAGCUCCCGUUCUUCGUUCUCCAUCGCUUGUUCGGCAAAACUAGGGGUCCUGGCGAAGAAGAUGAUCUCAUCCCCUUGGCCCUAGCGUUUCUCGAGCAGAUCAUGCCGAACGAGAAACUGACAAUUAUGAAUAACACUCGACUGGACGAUCUCAAGCAUCUUCUUGCACUAGUUCAUGCCAGUUGGGGCCACCAAUUCAUCCCAGCUCCCACCGUUUCGGACAAAAAUUGGGACUUCGUGAAUUCGGCGACGGAGCUGAAAGAGGCCGGAGUGGAGUUCAAGAUGGUGAAAAAGAGCAAUCUCUUUGACAUCCGGUUCAUCGAUGGCGUUCUCAAGAUCCCUCGUUUGUGCAUCGGAGAUUACACAGAGUUCCCCCUCCGAAACCUCCUCGCCUACGAGCAGUAUCAUCUUCAACGCCACCAGAGAAAGUACGUUAGCGACUACAUCGCGUUCAUGAAUUGCCUGGUGAAUUCGCCGAGAGAUGUUCAGCUGCUCCGCCACAGCAAGAUCAUCGACAGCUGGGUCGCCGACGACGCGGCUGUUUAUGCCUUACUGAAAGAUGUGUACAGAUUCGUGUUGAUUGCUUCCAGCGACUUCAGCUAUUCUCAGGUUUGCGUGAAGCUGAACGGGCAUUGCCAGCGCCGGCAGAACGUCUGGAUGGCGAAUCUGAGGAGGAAUUACUUCAACAGUCCCUGGGCGUUUGUUUCGUUUGUUGCUGCUUGCCUUUUGCUGCUUCUCACUUUGAUUCAGACUCUGUUUUCUGUUCUUUCCUACACCAAAUAAAGAGCAGAAAAAAUAAAAAUAAAAAAAAUAGUAAAAAAUGAGAAAAAUAUUAAAAUUAAUAAAAAUAUUUCUGAGCUUAUCAAAACAAUGUUAGCUACCUUCUCAUCAGUCAUCCCCUCUUACUGUACAGAGCUAAGAAUUUGCGGCACUUUUUGGCAUCUUUAGAUUGAUCAAUCUUUUUCUACUCUGAUAAGUCAUACUAGUACUCUAUGUUGCACAA
This is a messenger RNA of Diospyros lotus (date-plum), 1761 nucleotides long. RefSeq names its product UPF0481 protein At3g47200-like. NCBI's taxonomy places the organism in Eukaryota, Viridiplantae, Streptophyta, Magnoliopsida, Ericales, Ebenaceae. The coding region runs from base 273 to 1541 and encodes 422 amino acids. The record is from RefSeq and is a predicted model, not a curated record. The transcript has 2 exons.